Galeopterus variegatus (Sunda flying lemur) is the source of this 2088-nucleotide messenger RNA. Its product is annotated as canalicular multispecific organic anion transporter 1-like. Gene Ontology annotation, molecular function: ABC-type transporter activity; ATP binding; ATP hydrolysis activity. The annotation marks the transcript as partial. Gene Ontology annotation, cellular component: apical plasma membrane. Lineage: Eukaryota; Metazoa; Chordata; Mammalia; Dermoptera; Cynocephalidae. Gene Ontology annotation, biological process: transmembrane transport. The record is from RefSeq and is a predicted model, not a curated record. The transcript has 16 exons.
AUGCUGGAAAAGUUCUGCAACUCUACUUUCUGGAAUUCGUCAUUCCUGAAUAGCCCAGAGGCAGACCUGCCCCUUUGUUUUGAGCAAACUGUUCUGGUGUGGAUUCCCUUGGGCUUCCUUUGGCUCCUGGCCCCUUGGCAGCUUCUCCAUGUGUAUAGAUUCAGAAGCAAGAGAUCUUCUGUAAACAGACUCUACCUUGCUAAGCAGGUCCUCGUUGGGUUUCUUCUUAUUCUAGCAGCCAUAGAGCUGGCCCUCGUACUCACAGAAGACUCUGGACAAGCCACGGUCCCUGCUAUUAGAUAUACCAACCCAAGCCUCUACCUAGGCACAUGGCUCCUGGUUUUGCUGAUCCAACACAGCAGGCGAUGGUGUGUACAGAAAAACUCUUGGUUCCUGUCCAUAUUCUGGAUACUUUCAAUACUCUGUGGGACUUUCCAGUUUCAGACUCUAAUCCGGACACUCCUACAGGGCAGCAAUUCCAAUCUCGCUUACUCCUGCCUGUUCUUCAUCUCCUAUGGACUCCAGAUACUGAUCUUGAUCCUUUCAGCAUUGUCAGAAAAAAAUGACUCAUCAAACAAUCCAUCAUCCACAGCUUCAUUUCUGAGUAGCAUCACAUUUAGUUGGUUUGACAGCAUGAUUCUGAAAGGUUACAAGCACCCUCUGACACUCGAAGAUGUCUGGGAUAUUGGUGAAGAGCUUAAAACUAAGACGGUAGUGAGCAAGUUUGAAACACACAUGACAAGAGAGCUGCAGAAAGCCAGGAGGGCAUUCCAAAGACGGCAGCAGCAGAAUUCCCAGCAGAACUCUGGAGCCAGUCUGCAUGGCUUGAACAGGAGUCAAAGCCAAGAUGUCCUUGUCCUGGAAGAAGCUAAAAAGAACAAAAGGAAGUCUGGGCCCACAAAAGACUUUCCCAAGUCUUGGUUGCUCAAGGCCUUCUUCAAAACUUUCUAUAUAGUGCUCCUGAAAGCAGUCCUACUGAAGCUAGUUCAUGAUGUCUUCUCAUUCCUGAAUCCUCAGCUGCUGAAGUGGAUGAUCUCCUUUGCAAAUGACCCUGACGCGUAUGUGUGGACUGGAUAUAUCUAUGCAAUCCUGUUAUCUGCUGUGGCUCUCAUCCAAUCUCUCUUCCUUCAAUAUUAUUUUCAUUUGUGCUUCAUGCUGGGCAUGAGUGUACGAACGACCAUCAUGGCUUCUGUGUUUAAGAAGGCGCUGACUCUAUCCAACUCAGCCAGGAAGCAGUACACUGUUGGAGAAACAGUGAACCUGAUGUCUGUGGAUGCCCAGAAACUCAUGGAUGUGGCCAGCGUCAUGCACAUGCUGUGGUCAAGUGUUCUGCAGAUUGUCUUAUCCAUCUACUUCCUGUGGAGAGAAUUGGGACCCUCAGUGUUAUCAGGUGUUGGGGUGAUGGUGCUCUUUAUCCCAGUUAAUGGGAUAUUGGCCGCUAAGAAUAAGGCUAUUCAGGUAAGAAAUAUGAAGAAUAAGGACAAACGUUUAAAGAUCAUGAAUGAGAUUCUCAGUGGAAUCAAGAUCCUGAAAUAUUUUGCCUGGGAACCUUCAUUCAAAGACCAAGUUCACAACCUUCGGAAGAAAGAGCUCAAGAACCUACUGACCUUUAGUGUGAUGCAGGCUAUAAUGACAUUCCUCUUAUACUUAACUCCGGUCCUGGUGUGUGUAGUCACGUUUUCUGUUUACGUCCUGGUGGACAGCAAUAAUAUUUUGGAUGCAGAAAAGGCCUUCACUUCCAUCUCCCUCUUCAAUAUCCUGCGCUUUCCCAUGGGCAUGCUUCCCAUGGUGAUCUCCUCCAUGCUCCAGGCCAGUGUUUCCAUAGACCGUCUAGAGAAGUACUUGGGAGGGGAUGACCUGGACACAUCUGCCAUUCGACAUGACUGCAAUUUUGACAAAGCUGUGCAGUUUUCUGAGGCCUCCUUUACCUGGGAACAAGACUUGGAAGCCACAGUCCGAGAUGUGAACCUAGACAUUAUGCCAGGCCAAUUGGUGGCUGUGGUGGGCCCUGUGGGCUCUGGGAAAUCCUCCUUGAUGUCAGCCAUGCUGGGAGAAAUGGAAAAUGUCCACGGGCACAUCACCAUCAAG